GUGUGACUGUUCUUCUGACAGAAGACUUCUGUUGACUAGUUUGUGUUCAUGUGUUGUGUUUGUAAGAAACUUCGCCUCGAAAUUUCAGAUUAAUAUCCAUGAACACAAAUAUGGACUGGGGGACGGUUUUACUAGUGCUCGCUGUAGCAUUUCACGUAGACGGCUUCUCAAAGUACGGCCGAACAUGUAAGGACAUUGGAUGCCUAAACAGUGAAGUGUGCGUGCUAGCCGAAGAUCCCUGCUCAUUCGGACGCAGUUCUAAUUGUGGGACAUACCCGACAUGUAAAAAGAAGUCGCAGGUUGUUGCAAGUGAAGGUUCACACUCAGAACCAGCACGACCAUCCGUCCCCAAACCUGUACCAAACACUCCCACACGUGACUAUGACUCAGCCCCUAAUUACCCUGCGCCUGCACCCCCCACUAACACCCACAGCGGUUCUCCAUAUGGUAGUAGAUCACCAUACGACAACUCCCCCUAUGGAAGCAAUGGCGGAAGUUCUCCUUAUGGCGGAAGCUCUCCUUAUGGCGGAAAUUCUCCAUACGGCGGAAGCUCUUCCUACGGUGGAAACUCUCCUUAUGGCGGAAGCUCUUCUCAUGGCGGUUCAACUUUUGGUGGCAACUCUCCUUAUGGCGGCUCCCCGUACGGUGGUGGAAAUUCACCAUACGGAGGAACACCUAGCAGAGGAAGCCCUUACGGAGGCGGCUCGAAUCCUUACAGCCCAAGCACUAAUGGUGGAUUCGGAGGCUCUGGUGGAAAAAGUCCAUUUGACAGCAUUUUAAAUACGUUGAACAACUUCGCUAACGGCCACGGCAGUGGAACAGGAACAGGCACAGGCACAAGCACAGGCACUUCUGGAAACAGUCUAUCCAACAUCUUCGGAAACCUUCUCGGAAACAGCCCUCAACCUGCCUACCAACAGCCGAACUAUAAUAAGAAUUAUGGACAAAACUAUGGUCGCAAUGGAGCCACAACUCGAAAGCCAGUCCAUUAUGGCUGGAAUGUUAGCAUCACAGUGAUUUUCACGUACCUGGUACAACUGUACGUCCAGAACAUUAUAAGGAAUUAAUAUAUAAUUGUUAUUAAUGUUUUUUUUAAGGUGCUUUAACAGAUGUAACUUUAUUUAUACGUUACCGCAAAACCAUUAUUGCUUAAAUAAAAUGUAUUUCUUA
Messenger RNA from Melitaea cinxia (Glanville fritillary), 1170 nucleotides. It is a transcript of the gene Mnr, whose product is annotated as keratin, type I cytoskeletal 9. NCBI's taxonomy places the organism in Eukaryota, Metazoa, Arthropoda, Insecta, Lepidoptera, Nymphalidae. The coding region runs from base 99 to 1067 and encodes 322 amino acids. The transcript has 6 exons. The record is from RefSeq and is a predicted model, not a curated record.